AUUGUAACUGUUGCGUUGAGUUGAUGGCCUACGAUUCAGAUUAUAUAUUCACCUAGAACAUCAUACAUCAUUAACCAUUUUAACGGCCCUUUUGACACAUUUCUACUCAAUGUUAGUGGUAUAAUUACCCGGUGAAAAUGAAAACACUAUUUGAACUGAUAUUAAUUUCCAAUGUGUUAUUGGCACUUGUUAUUGCUGUGUGUGAAGGUUCUUUGUUCAGAGGUUUGAGACCACCAAGAAGAAAUCCACGUCCCAGGGCGCCUAGUUGGUCAACAUGUCCGGUACCGAAAAUCAAAAAUGGAACUGUUCGAUUGCAAAGGGGAGGUCGUAUGGUGGCAUUCUCUUGUUCAGAUGGUUUCGAAAUACACGGGGCUAUGAGCAUUAUAUGUGCAUCGGGACGGUGGAAACAGGAUAUACCAAUCUGUAUAAAGACCGGCUGUCCACAUCCGCAGAGGCGAUCUAACGGGUUGGUUAUGCUCGAUGAAAAAAAGCAAAAAAGCAUGUUGUUUUGUCAAGAGGGGUAUGUGGCUGCUGGUAGUUCGAUUUCCUUCUGUAACGGAAACACAUGGGAUAGAGAAUUGGGAGAAUGUCGUUUAGAUGUUGGACAUUCAAAGAUAUGUGAUUUUGAAUCCGUUUCCAUUUGUGGAUGGACACAAGAUGAUGGGAAUGACUUCCAUUGGGUACGAAAAAAUGGAUGGAAUUCAUUUGAGAAGCUUGAAUAUGGGCCAAAGCAUGAUCACACGAAAGGAAUACCGUUGGAGGGACACUAUAUGAUAGCUGAAGCAACCAAUUCACGCACAACUCAGAGAUCAAGAAUUUUUUCGCCCAUCCAUAACCAGACUGACUCAGAAAAUGCUUGUUUUCGUUUUUUCUAUCACAUGUACGGUCACAAGGUGGGUCGACUACGGGCAAUUGUAAAAAAUAUCAACGAGACUAUGGACGAAAUAGCUGAUAAACCAAAGAAUAUCUUGUUUGAAAAAGAAAAUUCGCAAGGAAACCAAUGGAAUGAAGCAGUUUUUAUGAUCGAACCGACCAAAGCAGACUUUCAGAUCGUAUUCGAAGCAACCGGAAGUAGAGGUCUCAUCAGUGAUAUAGCUAUUGACGACGUAUCACUUAUGAAAGAUAGCGAGUGUUUGAAGUACUUGAAUCCUGAAAUUACGACUACAGAAUCUGAUGGAGUCUACGAUAUGCAGUCUUGUGCAAAUCGAUGCUUAGAAACAAAUUCAGUGCGUGGAAACAGCGCCGAUACAUUCCACCAAGAUGGUCAUCUCAUUGAAAAAUGUGAUUGCCAUCAGAAUUGUUUAGACACAUCAACAUGCUGUUGGGACUAUGUGGCCACGUGUAUUGAAAGUAUAAGCCAGCCACCUGAUUCAGAUACUACAAUCAGCACAUUUGAUGACAGUUCGAUGGGAUUCACUACAAUCGAACUGGAAGUAACAACACCUGUACGAACUAUCAUUAAAUCAACAACACAAAAACCCGCAGUGGCUACCACUAAGUCGAGCUCAACAACGUCGACUACCGAAAGAUCCACUUCUUCGACUUCAUCAACUUCGACAACUUCGUCAACUUUCACAGCUUCAACAACUUUGAAAACGACAAUCGAAAGCACAGUCACAAGAGCAAAACAAGUUGUAAACACUUUAAGUACGAUUCCACUAUGGACUAAAACUAAGACACUUAACAUGCAAAAUACUACGACAAUCUUACAGAAUACCACCGUAACGCAAUCAAAAAUAGAUGAAAUCACCACGAAACCGGUAAAAAAAACGACACUCACAACAGUAUCCUCAAAGAAGAUAUUCAGCCCGACCCAAGUGCCAAAGUCGACCAUUGGACAUAGAACCACAUCGAAGACUGUAUCGAAAAUCACCACUUUAGUACCGAGCAGAACGAUUUCGGCCAGUAUUCAAGCAAUCAACCAUUUUGUAAUGCAGAAAGAAACCCGGACAGCCGCAUGGAUGACACCGAGCCACACUAACCCCAAAUUUGUAACAUCAACUGAUGCAACAUCGAAAGCAAUUCUCAUGUAUUCAAAACAUUCCGAUCAACGAAUUUCCAAUGGGAAAAUUGGAUGGAUAUCUACCAUAGUAUUGAUAUGCGUCUUAUCAAUGUUAAUGCUAACUGGAUGGAAAUACUUUAGUGCACAAAAAUGGAAUCAGUUCAACAGUCAACAAAUUGAAUACAAAUCUAAUUAUCAUUCGGAUGAAAUUGAAGAAUCUCUUGUUCGGAGCAACAGUUUUGUUAUUGAUGAUUCAUUUAGUGAAACAUUGAUUGAUAAGGAUGAAAUUAAAAAAUGUUCGAAAUCGAAAAAAGUAUCAACAGACAAGAUUAAAACGAAUGCAACUGUUCCACAUAAAAGUAAGAAAGUGUCGAAUCGAUUAGCAAAGUCGUGUGAUCAAUACAGUGAGAAACGAUGCUUAACAAUUGAUGAUGAACAAUUUGAUUUUUCGCCACAAAUGCACAAAUGAUUUUAAUUGAAAAAAGUAGCAAAUAAAUAGCAUUUUACACCACAAAUUAUUCUAUUUUAUACCUUUUUGUAACA
Messenger RNA from Sitodiplosis mosellana (orange wheat blossom midge), 2545 nucleotides. RefSeq names its product MAM and LDL-receptor class A domain-containing protein 1-like. NCBI's taxonomy places the organism in Eukaryota, Metazoa, Arthropoda, Insecta, Diptera, Cecidomyiidae. Bases 138 to 2471 code for a protein of 777 amino acids. Gene Ontology annotation, cellular component: membrane. Gene Ontology annotation, biological process: nervous system development. The record is from RefSeq and is a predicted model, not a curated record. The transcript has 5 exons.